Molecule: messenger RNA, 2701 nt
Organism: Monodelphis domestica (gray short-tailed opossum)
Lineage: Eukaryota; Metazoa; Chordata; Mammalia; Didelphimorphia; Didelphidae
Gene: NT5DC1
Product: 5'-nucleotidase domain containing 1
Molecular function (GO): 5'-nucleotidase activity
Source: RefSeq, a predicted model, not a curated record
AGCAUAGUGUAAUGGAACCUUAAUCAGUUUUCGGCAGGAAUGGAGAAGUGCCUGCUGCACAGACAGGAUUAGGAAUAUGCAGGGAGCCACCUUCACUGGGUGCUUAACCUCUAGGGUAGGUGACUCAGCUGGUAGCGGGAGCUCGGGGCGGGACUGUUCCCUACAGGGGGCGGGACGUGUUUCCUCGAGGACCAAUAGCGGAGUCCUCCGAGGCCGCGGGAAAUCAGAAAGAGCUUCGGUGGCCUCAGUCCCGCCCACUGGAGUGCCUGCCGCCUGAGCCGUAAUCCUAGCUGCGUCUGCGGACUCUAUCCCAGGUCCCAGGACUUUAGGGGACCUAGUUUCUGCUCUGUUCCCUGCCGCCAUCAUCCCCAUUCCUACCCCGACCAUGACCGAGCCUUUCUCCCUGGCCGACUGCGACGUGGUAGGCUUUGACCUCGAUCACACUCUGUGUUGCUACAACCUGCCAGAGAGCGCCCAGCUUAUCUAUGAUAGCUGUGCUCAGUACUUGGUAAAUGAGAAAGGGUAUGCUAAAGAAUUGCUAAGUGUACCUCCAGCAAGUUGGGAUUUUUGUUGCAAAGGCUUGGCAUUGGAUCUCGAAGAUGGAAACUUUAUUAAACUUGCACAUGAUGGAACUGUUCUGAGGGCAAGCCAUGGCACUAAAAUGAUGACUUCUGAAGAGCUUCUGGGAAUAUAUGGAAAGAAGAAAUGGCAACACUUUACAGAGGACCCUUCAAUGGUUUCUCGCUCAGCAAAAUAUUAUUUCUAUGACAACUAUUUUGACCUUCCUGGAGCCCUUCUUUGUGCCAGGAUUGUAGAUGGCUUAUCCGAGAAAAGUAACCUGGAAACAUUUGAUUUUUGGAAGGAUAUUCUUGCUAGUGUACACCAUAACUAUAAAACAACAGCUUUUAAAGAAAACUCUGGAAUGUAUUAUCCAGCAAUUAAAAGCCAUCCGGGCAAAUAUUUGAAGAUUUGCCCUGAAUCUGUAAAAAAGUGGUUUCAACAGUUGAAGAGUGCUGGAAAGAUUCUCUUAAUAAUCACUAAUUCAUAUAGUAACUACUGCAGACUUCUCUGUGAGUAUGCUAUUGGGAAUGAUUUUACAGAUAUUUUUGAUAUUGUGAUUUCAAAUGCACUGAAGCCUGGUUUCUUCUCUCAACAACCAAAUAAGAGACUAUUUCUAACAAUUGAGGAUGAUGAAGAACAAGAUGCUCUGCCCAGUCUAGAUAAACCUGGCUGGUAUUCCCAAGGAAAUUCUGACCAGCUGUAUGAACUCCUCAAGAAGAUGACUGGCAAGGCACAGCCCAAGGUUGUUUAUUUUGGUGACAGCAUGCAUUCAGAUAUUUUCCCAGCCCAUUACUAUAGUAACUGGGAGACGGUCCUCAUCUUAGAAGAACUCAGAGAAAAUGAAGAUAUAGUGCCUAAAAGGAAUGAAUCUGAACCUUUGGAGAAGAAAGGAAAGUAUGAGGGGCAGCACAUUAAGCCUUUAUAUUCAUUUUCUAAACAAUGGGGCUCUUUCUUUGUUGAUGGUAUUCUGGGUAAGGAGAACAUGGAGAAUUUGUUGACUUUCACAUGGUCUUGUAAACGGAUUCAUGAUUACAGCACUAUUACUGUCCCAAGUCUGGAAGCUAUAGCAGAUUUACCCUUGGACUACAAAUUUACCAGAUUCUCUUCUGAUGACCCAAAAAUGACUGGUUAUUAUCCCAAACCCCCAAUGGACAUAUUAUCAAGUGGAAAGUCAUUGACUACCAAAUAAGUCGCCCUUUUUUCCUUUAAAAACAAAGGAUAGUUAGUCAGUGCUAUCAGAAUGGUAAUUUGUGAUGAAAAAAAACUAGUACUGACAUAUUUUAUCCAAAAGCUAAUUCCAAAGAGCAAUACAAAUACAAAUUUGUACUUCAAACUCUGUAUCACCUGUGUUGGCUUGAAAACUUUCAUUGUGUUACCUUUUUUUUUUGCUUGAUACCAUUGUUCUCUCUGAAGAUCAAUCACUUUAAAUGAUUUUGCUAUUGAUUCCACAACCAGGACAGUUGUGCUCUAUGUUCUUUUGAUAUCUAUUUCAUAAGUUGUUCUUUGUUACAAGAAGAAGGCCAGAACCAAGAACUUAAAUGGGAGUUUGCAGCCCAUUGCCUGUGCUUGGCUGCUUAUCCAGCAUGUUAAUUCUUGCCCACUAUGGGAAGGGCACAGUGCCCAUAUUGGAAAAUAUCAGUAGUUUACUAUACAACAAGUAGACGGUUGGUUGGUCUACUUAAGUUAUAGCCAGGAGUUUAGAGUCAGAACAACCAUAUGAUGAAAACAAUGAGAAUAUAAAUAGUUCAUUAGUUAAACAAAAUGUACACUCCUCAGGCACACUUUAGACAGGAGAAGAAAUGUGACUCAGGGUUGGGUAAUAGCUUUCAUCUAAAAUGCAUUUGCCUAGCUCAAGUUCAGUUUGAUAGUAACAGCUAUAGGAUGAUGUUUUCACACCUGCAUCCCAAUAGGAAAGCUUCACAAUUAUUGACCAUCACCAACUUUAAAGGUAAACCAAAGUAUGAUAUCCACAAUUUUACAAAACAAGCCUUUAUACUCAGAAUGUAAAAGAAUUUAGAUAAGGCUUUAGUUGUAUUUUCACGUAUGAGCUGAGCCAUAGACAAGCAAAGAAUAUUUCUUUUCUGUUCUUCCUUGAGGCCUUUAGUUUUACCCAAAAAUAAAGCUUUUCUUUUAAAAAAAA